Engraulis encrasicolus (European anchovy) is the source of this 3718-nucleotide messenger RNA. RefSeq names its product MAP7 domain containing 2b (gene map7d2b). Gene Ontology annotation, cellular component: microtubule cytoskeleton. Bases 1 to 1914 code for a protein of 637 amino acids. The record is from RefSeq and is a predicted model, not a curated record. Gene Ontology annotation, biological process: microtubule cytoskeleton organization. Lineage: Eukaryota; Metazoa; Chordata; Actinopteri; Clupeiformes; Engraulidae. The transcript is spliced from 16 exons.
AUGUCAAUAGACAGAGCUAUCGACGGAACAUCUAAAAAAGACAGACUGCUCCUGGCCAAGGAGAGAAGAGAGGAGAACGAGAGGAUACAGGUGGUGCGCGAGCAGGCAUUAUACGAGAAGGAGCUGCGCAUCCGUCGGCAGCUGGAACGCUCAGCUGAGGAGCGAGGGAGGCGUCUGGAGGAGACGCGGCAGAGGGAGGAGCUACGCAGGGUGGCGGUGGAGGAGAAGAGGAGGCUGCACGUGGAACAGGAGCAGGAGCGCCUGGAGGCUCUACUGAGACGAUCCAUGGAGCGCGGAGGACAGCCCAUCGACCAGCGGCCCAAGCGGUGGACCUGGUGCGGACCGCCUGGAGACUGCCCGGUGGUCGGGUACAUGACUCUGUCUGAGUCUCAGGACUCGUCCCUCAACAAGCGUCUGUCCACCUCCUCUGCCUCAAUACCCGGUGUCAAUGAGAGAGCCUCCCCCAGCCCCCACCGAUCCCCCUACAGGGGCUCCCCCAACCGGGCCGAGCGACGCCGCAACAACGCCGCCUCCCCAUCCCCAUCCCCCUCCGCCAAGGAGCUGGCCGCCAACCCAAAGAUGUAUCAGAUGGAGAAACAGGUUGGCUGCACCACCCCCACUCUGAUAGACCCCACCCCUAAAUGCCUCGAAUCCCCCACCACACCAACCAAAUGUGCCUACACCAAGACACAAAAGAGCCACGGCACUCCCAAAAGGAUGAAGUCCUCCAAGAGCCGCACCCAGUCCCCCUGCUCCCCAGGCCAGUACCCGCCCUCCCCCAUGCGCCACCGGGCCACCACGCCCUGCGAUGGCCCCCGCAGGCUGGAGGGGGAGGAGAAGGCGGCCGCCGAGACCCGCGGCACCAGCACCCUGGAGAGGAAGACCUCCCGCUCCGAGAAGAUGUCCAAGUCCUCCAGCCGCGACCUCGCAGAGUCCCCUAUGACCCCCACAGGAAAGUUGUUUGCGGGCACGACGGACGCAGAGGAGGCUGCCAGACUGCUGGCGGAGCGGCGUAGACAGGCCAGAGUCCAGAAGGAACUGGAGGAGAAACAAAGAGAGGAGGAGAAGAGGCUGCGUGCGGAGGAGGAGGCCCGUCGGCUGGUGGAGCAGCGCGAGCGUGAGGCGGAGGAGGCGCUCUGGGCUGCGGAGGAGAAGAAGAGACAGGAGGAGGCGCGUCAUCAGAAGGAGACGGAGGACAAGAGACAGAGGGAACGGCGCUGGCAGGAGAUGCAGGAGCAGUGGGAGAAAGAGAGAGAGGAGGCGGUGCAGAGGGCCUACCGGGAGGCGGAGCGUAAGGAGAAGGCGAGAGCAGAGCUGAUAAUCAAGGAAGAAGAGGAGAGACUGCAGAGGAAGAAGAGGAUCGAUGAGAUCAUGUCAAGAACAAGGAAAAGGGAAGAACCAAAGAAAGAUGAGGUCUCGGUGGAGACACCCUCCCCUGGCUACCCUCAGGAGCUGCCGGCAGAGCGCAGAGAUAUCAGACAGGCGGUCAUGGGCCACAACCUGAGGCCAGAGCCUGCCGGAGGGGUCAGCUCCCCGCUCAUCAGCCUGGAGCCCCUGGAGACCAAGAACACCGUGGCAGAUGACCUCUCUGAUGGAGUCCAGUCUAUGGACGUCAGCCCCGUGUCACGAGACGAGCUCGCCUCUGUGCCUGACUUCUCCCCGGUCAACGAGGCUCCGCGGCAGUAUAGCAUGCCAAGCAAUGCCAAGGCCCUGGAGGACCUACUGGGGCUCACGGGCCAAGCCUCGUUCCCCACACACCCCUCCUCCGGCACCGGCACCGGCACCGGCAGCACGGGUGGCGCCACGCUCGGGGACCUGAAUAAGAACCUGAUUGGAGGGUUCAGCAGACCGGGCGGUGCCGACUCUCAGCUCUUCCAGGGCCUCGAGGCUGCCUCUGACAAGCUUGGCAUCUAAGUAACCAGGGGGUGGCGGUGACUCUUGGGCUGGGCCGGUGGGCCGUGACAGAAAAGAAGCAGAGGGAGGAACGAACUGCAUCAACCAAUCAGCUUCAUCCCUCCUCUUAUCUGCAAGAAAGCCCCUCCCCCCUUUCUCCUCUCCCUCCCAAUCCUCAUCACCCUCAAGAUUCUCUGAUGCACCAGAUACAGAGACAAUACACUGAAUGUUAUUUAUCUACUAAUAUAUCACACUCUUUACAGGAUAAAACCCUUAAACAUACACAAUUACACAUCUCAUGCACAUAUGUGUGCAGUGUACUCAUAAUGCAUACACUCACACAGACAGAACCACAAAACUAUGCUUUGCCUCAUCGUCAGAGCAACUAGAUUACAGAUUACUCGACGACAGUAAUGGCUGUGCAGGCCAGUGUAAUAUAUUGUAGCAGUUGUAUGAAACUCUAUAUUCAUCUUAGCCACCCAUAGCAUCUGAUCGGUGCGCACACAGUUAGGUCCUGUACUGUAGCAAAUCUGACGUUUUAAUUUGAUGUAUUAAUGAUGCUGUCUUGAGAGUAUUCUGACCAGCCGUCUUACAGUGCACUGUACAUGUCACUUUGUGUAGCGUCUAAAUCGUGUGUUGUAUUAUACUGGCUGGGAACACGUUGCGGUCAGGACUGUAGUACUGGGAAUGGUCAUGAAUUGCAUAUCUCAUCACCACAAUACAGGCUAUGUAGAUUAAUAUCUAUAUGUCAUGCGAACAUAACGAUGAAUAAAACUAUAACAUUACAGACUAUCACAAAAUUCCAAUCACUGUAAAUAGCAACAACAAAAACAAACUUAAUGAACUUUUAAAAAAAGACCAUGAUUUGUCUUUUGGAAUAUACAUUAAACCUAUGGAUGAGUCACUCUUGUUUUUUUGUUUUGUUUUGUUUUUUUUCCUUUGUCAGACUCGAAUGAACUGUUUAACCAACGUCUGUGUGGUUCGAACACUUGUAUAAAGUUGUAUUGUAUUAUGCACUAUCAUGUUGCUCCUCAUUGCGCCACGUUUUGCUGUGUACCCUGCUGAAUAUAAACGUGCGUCUGUGUGGAGGUCGCCGAAGCAUUGCCUGUUAUGCAAACGAGUAUAUGCAGCAACAUUUAAGACUCCAGUAUAACUUGCAGUGAGUACAAACAUGUUCCUCUUCAGGUGACGUAAGUGAAACGGUUCACAACAUGCAGAAUAACAGCAAUACCAUCACCAUCACUUACCUUGUAUAAGACGACAACAAGAACAACAAAACUGCCCUGCUGUCCAUGUUGUGUAUACCUGGAUGUUAUGGGUGUUGCAGCAUGUAUGCUUUGUGCAGUUUGAUUUUCCUUCAGUUGAUGCUGAAGCCCUUACAUAACAACAACUCAAAUAAAAUAUUUAUGGUGUAAUGGCCGCCUAAUGUAAAGUUCUUGGGAUCAUCAAGCAGGUGUAGGAUGGUUGGGAGUCCCAUGAUAUGACAAAAAAAAGAAUUGAAGGCUGUAUUGGAUUCUGUAAAGAUGGACUCAUUGUCUGUUUGACUAUCUGUAUGUUUGUGUCUGUCACAUUGAGAUGAACUCUUUUUUAGAUCCUCCUGUCCCAUUCUCUCUCUCCACCCAUCAGUGUCAAACCAUCUUGCUGUUCUAGCCUGAAGAGCCCAACGCAUUAGUUUUGCUGUGGAAUAUGAUGAAAAUAUGGGGAGAAAAUGUUUUAUCAUUAAUCUCGGAAAGUAAAACUUAAACUCAUGUCUGCUUUGUGGAAAGUGUAAACAUGGUGCAUGGUUAUGCAGCACUGGGGAAGCAUUAAUAAACACAGAUUGGUC